ACGUUUAGGUUCACACCUUCCAACUGUUUGAUUUAAUUCCCCCAUUGAGUUCUUUUCACGGUUCUUUACUGUUCUGUUGAAAGAAAAUAAACCCUUUUUUUUCUCUCUCUCUCUCUCUCCCCCUCUAUCUUCUUUAACGAGAAGGGUGAGAUUCCAGUUGGUGUUUGAAAUCAAGGGCAAGAAAGAAGAUCAAAGAUGGGUUCUUGUUUCAGUGUUGGAUUAAAAAUCGAUAGUUCACGUCUCGAUGGUAAGGUUACGUCUGCCUCGGUACCACCUAGCCCUCGGAGCCCCAGGACUCAGACCGAGAUUUUGCAGUCAGGAGAUUUGAAGCCCUUCAGUUUUAAUGUACUUAAAAUGGCUACCAGGAACUUCCGUCCAGAUAGUGUUCUGGGAGAAGGUGGUUUUGGUUCCGUUUUCAAGGGGUGGAUCGAUGAGCAAUCACUUGCAGCUGCCAAGCCCGGUACUGGCACUGUUAUUGCUGUAAAGCGGUUAAACCAAGAAGGUCUUCAAGGCCAUCAAGAGUGGUUGUCUGAAAUUAAUUAUUUAGGACUGCUAAAUCAUCCAAAUCUUGUGAAGUUAAUUGGUUACUGCCUAGAGGAUGACCAGAGACUCCUAGUAUAUGAGUUCAUGCCUCGAGGCAGCCUGGAAAACCAUCUAUUCAGGAGGAGUUCCUACUUUCAACCACUCUCUUGGAACCUACGAAUUAAGGUUGCACUUGGGGCUGCAAAGGGGCUCGCGUAUCUUCACAGCCCGGAAGCAAAAGUGAUAUACCGUGAUUUCAAGUCUUCCAAUAUCUUGAUCGAUUCUAAUUACAAUGCAAAACUUUCUGAUUUCGGGUUGGCAAAGGACGGACCAGUAGAUGGGAAAAGCCACGUCUCCACAAGAGUUAUGGGCACAUAUGGAUAUGCAGCUCCUGAAUACAUGGCCACAGGUCACUUAACCGCAAGAAGUGACAUAUACAGUUUUGGGGUGGUUCUCCUGGAAAUCUUGACAGGGAGGCGGUGCAUCGACAAGAACCGCCCAUCUGGUGAGCAAAUACUCGUUGAGUUUGCUAAACCGUAUUUGAGCAGCAAACGAAGGAUUCUUUACAUCAUGGACCCGCGAAUAGGUGGGCAAUACUCACCAACUGUAGCAAUCAGAGCGGCAAUGCUUGCGAUGAAAUGUUUGUUGAAAGAACCGAAGCACAGACCGAGUGCUGAGGAGGUGGUAAAAGCAUUGGAGCAGCUUCAAGAGUUGCAAAAGGCCACGGAUGGUUCAAGAAGAGAACCGAUUCGGAGACACCACGAUAGCAAGCCCAGUUCAUAUCCGAGACCUGCAGGUUCGGGAUCGGGAUCGGGAUCGAGUAGUGAGAAGAGGAGUUGAGAAAAGAGAGGUGUACAGUUUUGACAUGAAUUGGGGUUGGGUGAAAGAAAGCACAAUAGAAUGUAAAGAAGAAAUGUGACAUAUUGAGAUCCCAAUUGGGAAUAUUGAAUGAGAUUUAUAUGUAUUGUUGGUA
This is a messenger RNA of Cynara cardunculus var. scolymus (artichoke), 1495 nucleotides long. RefSeq names its product receptor-like cytoplasmic kinase 176. NCBI's taxonomy places the organism in Eukaryota, Viridiplantae, Streptophyta, Magnoliopsida, Asterales, Asteraceae. The transcript is spliced from 6 exons. Gene Ontology annotation, molecular function: ATP binding; protein kinase activity. The record is from RefSeq and is a predicted model, not a curated record. Gene Ontology annotation, biological process: protein phosphorylation. The coding region runs from base 196 to 1362 and encodes 388 amino acids.